GAAUUCAGUGCAAUCUAAUGUAAUUCUCAAUAUACACGGUGACUGGAGGCUGUUAACAAUAAUAUUUUUUUUCUGCUCAGUCCUUGUGAUUAAGAUUAAAAACCAGGAUGCAGUCUCACCAGUUUGAGAAAACUAAGCUUACAUUCCAAUAACAAUAAGCACAUUAAACCAUAGACCCAUUUUUACAGAAAGAGGCCCUGAAAACAUUCUGAGGCACCAAGAGGCUUGGCUUACAGCAUCAAGCUGCUUUACAGCAUCAAGUGCUUAAUUACUGUAUGUACAGCGAAUCAUAUGACUGUCCUGAAAUAUUCUAAAGCCUACUUAAUAAGAUCCCGUUUGUCAACAAUUUUUCUUCUCCGUAUCUGAUCUUAAAAGAAGGUCAUUCUGUAACAUUUAUUUCUGUCUUCCUGUUCCUUUGAAUUAUUCAUAUGCUGCCAAGAAUGAAUCCGCGCCCAGCGGCCCGGGGCAGAGAGAUCGGGAGCGAGGAUGUCAACAUCGCUCAGAGCCACGAUCUCCGUCACCCGAAGGGCUCUUCGGUACACGCUGAGAAACUGGCGUAGGAGGUCAGCCUAUUUUGGGAUUGUUUAUUGCUUUGUUGACGUAACAGUACUGAGCACCUUUUAAACGCAGAAGCACAAUACAAUGUAGAUUGUUAUUAUUCAUAAUGCACACCUCUGUUCAGGAGACCUCUGAGGUUAGUAAUUCGGUCCACACGAAUAACAGGCACAAUAAUUUCAUCAAGAGUCCCAUCUGUAACAAAUUGGGAAUAAUAGCAAUCUCCUUCCCCAGUUCAUCUUAAAUUCCUAUUUUUACACCCUCUUCAGGGCAGAACUUGCCGGUGGGUGAGGGCGGGGCUACGUCAUUUCCCGAAAUCGCUGCUGUGGAAUUCUGCCCUCGAGUCGGGCGGCUUGGUCUAACAGUUCCGCGUUUCAGCAGCAUGAAUAAUCGUCGGAUAAUAAAACAAAUUUAAAAACCACAUUUUCCCAGUUUCCCUGACGUUUCGGCGAAGCAUUCCUAGGAGGCUAGGAGACUACUAAUCGUGUCAACGUUGACAGGCGAUGCCGGGGACAAGGGCAGUGUAGCCCUUAUUCACAGGGGGUACUCAGCCGCUACCGGCUGGCUGGACAGAGAGCAAGAGCUGCUGCUGAAUUCACACUUCCGACUCGCUGAAGUUAAAGCAAACCCGGAGCCGCGUCGCACUGAGACGCCGAAUUCAUGCUCUCUGCGCGCCCUGGGUCUCCACGAAACUAGCAGAGGCGAAUCUGUAUGUUAGGGACGUAUUAGCACCAAAUAUUAUCCUCAAUAUUCAAUAUUCAAAAUAUAAUAUAUUAUAUUAAAAUAUAUUAAUACGUUGCAAUUAUAUAUUUAUACAUUAUGAAAAUUCUGAAAUCGAAUUCUGAAAAUGAGGUAGCCUGCCUAUAAAUAAAUAUUAUACAUACAGACUGUAAAUGAUAUCCACAAUCGGUUACAUACUUAACAUUUGUAUUGGACAAAUCUGCAUAUUUUCAAUUUCAAAGAGUUGCUCUACGUCAGCGUCAUUAUUUCUCGUGUCUUCGUGUCGCUCCCAAACUGCCAUGCAGCACGCGAGUCCCUGUGCAUGAGAUCCGCCCCUUUCCAUUGCGAGUGGGCUGUUCCACAGCGUCGUGACGUCAUGCAUGAUGCAAGAGUGGAAGGUAUGUCUGUGUCUCCGCCGCGCGGCAGAGCUCUCACUCUGUCAGCGCGUGCAGUUGGAGCCCGGUGUGUCUCACGAGCUCCAGUUCCCGGACCUGUCUUCUGUGUAGAUCGGUUUUUAUUUUCUGAACUUUUCUAGAAUUUGUAUCCCUUGGCUUGCUGGUUAAAAGUUAGCAGAUGGCUGAAAAAACGGCGCUGGACGUAGACGCGAAACGCACCUCCAACGGGGAGGUGUACCAGGAGGAGGGGGUGGCCAACGGCGCGGAGGGGCACAGGGAGCCGGCCCGCACGGACACCGCGAUGGACAGGGUCAGGCGCGCCGUCCUGGCCAACCUGAUGGUGAUCCUGACCGUAGCCGGGGUCAUCGUCGGCGUCUUGAUUGGCCUCGGGGUGAGGAACGCGGAACUGAGCCGGACCCAGAUCAUCUAUUUCGGGUUCCCCGGCGAGCUGCUGAUCCGCCUGCUCAAAAUGAUCAUCAUCCCCCUGGUCGUGUGCAGCCUGGUGUCCGGCGCCGCCAGCCUGGACCCCAAGGCCCUGGGCAAGCUGGGCGGCUGGGCGAUGCUCUUCUUCCUGGCCACCACCUUGAUCGCGUCAGCCAUCGGGGUGGCCAUGGCCUUCAUCAUCCAGCCGGGCAGCGUCACGGGAGCCAAGCCCAGGGUGGCCGGACUGGACGAAGGGGUGCCCGAGUCCAAGGAGGUGGUGGACUCCUUCCUGGACCUGAUCAGGAACAUCUUUCCCUCCAACUUGGUGGCUGCAGCAUUCCAGUCAUACACUACGAGCUACAAGCUGGUCAACAUGACGAAGAACAUAACAGACGAAAAAGGGGUGUAUCUGAGCUCUACCAUCGUUGUGGAGAAGGUGCCCUUUGGCAUUGACGCAGAUGGAAUGAACAUCCUGGGCCUGGUGGUGUUCGCCAUUGUGUUUGGCGUGGCGCUACGCAAGCUUGGUGAAGAGGGCGAGAUCCUCAUCAAGUUCUUCAACUCCUUCAAUGAGGCCACCAUGAUCCUGGUGUCCUGGAUCAUGUGGUACGCCCCGUUUGGUAUCAUGUUCCUAGUGGCAGCGAAGAUCGUGGAGAUGGAGGAUGUGGCCACUCUGUUCACCAGCCUGGGGAAGUACAUCUGCUGCUGCAUUGUGGGCCAUAUCAUCCAUGGCCUGGUGGUGCUUCCCCUCAUCUACUUCGUCUUCACCCGGAAGAACCCCUUCACCUUCCUAUGGGGCAUUGUCACUGCGCUUGCCACAGCUUUCGGCACGUCCUCCAGCUCUGCCACACUGCCGCUGAUGAUGAAGUGCGUGGAGGAGAAGAACGGCGUGUCGAAGCACAUCAGCCGCUUCAUCCUGCCCAUCGGGGCCACGGUCAACAUGGAUGGGGCCGCCCUGUUCCAGUGCGUGGCUGCCGUCUUCAUCGCCCAGCUCAACGACUACCCGCUCAACUUCAUCCAGGUCAUCACGAUCCUGGUCACAGCCACAGCGUCCAGUGUCGGCGCAGCGGGGAUUCCAGCAGGGGGCGUCCUGACUCUUGCCAUCAUCCUGGAGGCCGUGGGUCUGCCCACAAACGACAUCUCCCUCGUCCUGGCAGUGGAUUGGCUAGUUGACCGGACCUGCACUGUCAUCAACGUGGAGGGCGAUGCCUUUGGGGCGGGGCUUCUGCAGUUCUCUGUGGACCGAAAUGCCCAGAAGAGUGUGGGGGCAGAGCUAACGGAGGUCAAGCUGGGGGAUGACCUCCCCCUCAAGGAGGAGGGCACGCCCCUCAUCAAGAAGGCCGAGGAGGUGCUGGCAGACAGUGAUGUCUCCAGAACUUGCGAGAAGGAGUCUGUCAUGUGAGCUAGCCUCAUUUCAAAAACACUACCUUCACCUCAGCGGCAUUGGCUCACAGAAGAAGAACAAACUGCCAGCUGAUGAUAUUUUGCGAAGUGUCAAUAUUUUUAAGAACCCAGAAAUGUCAAGAGCCGUCAGUGAUGUUGAUUCAGUCUCGCCCCUCCCCUCUGGCCGUGGGUUUUUAAGGGUAUUAGAUAUAUCGGUCAUCCUCCAUCUUAUGUCAGCAUCUUUUUUUAUUUAUUUUUAUUUAUUUUUUUAGGAAAUUACAGAAAGCACAUUCUAAAUUUUCUUUUUGCAAACAGUUCCCAUUUCUCUGAAGAGCAUAUUGGUCUGGAAGAAUGCUGCCAGUAAUCAAGGAUUGAUGUUUUCUGACAGUUAACCAGUGAGCUGUUCUGUUGUUGAAAUCUUUCUCCUGGUGAAUGACUUGAUUUAUUGUAUUGUAAGUUGGUGAACUUGGGUGAAAAGGAUUUCUGUCUCUUUUUGUACUUUUACCACAACCCAACGUGGGAGACAUGCUGCUCCUAGUCCUUGCGUUUUCAAACGCACCAGAAGAGCCAAGACUACACUGCAGGAGAAUCUGCCUCUAAGAGGCUUUACUAGGUUAGGACAACUCCGGUGCUCAGAAGCAGCUAACAUGAAGAGAACACUGAAAUGCCGGAUGACUCAGCUUGUGGAACUUCCAAUCCACUCCGUUUUGCUACCACAGGCCUUCUGAUCUUUCUGUUGAUAAUUAUUAGGAACAGUUAAGGAGCUGGUUGUAUCGGUAGUUCAGCAGAGCAAAUGGGCCAGCCCGAAAGUCCAGCAGUUCUGUUUAAAGGCGACAGAGACAGUGGAGAAAAACAAGACUGGGGAGCUCUCGGACUCGGGAGAGUCGCUGAACUCUCUCGACUCGGAUGUUAUCGGUUUUGUGACUAAUCCUCUUCUCCAGGGUGAAGUACAGAGUGAACAUGCUCUCGUAGAAUAUUUCUAAUCUGAGGGACAGAUAGUGCGUGAGCUUGUGGAUAGUGGGACAGGUCUGGAUUCCUAAAUGUUGCAGCUCAGCUGGUGGGCCCACAAGAACCUGUAGCGUUACCCUUAAGGCACCGACACCGUUCUCUCUGCUGUUGGCAUCCUGACAGCUUCUCCCCUGGUCCAGGAAUCGGGGCUUUCCGUGCCCACCUGCUAGCACAGGUCAGCUCCACUGUGGGAGACGUCAUGGCAAUAAUUCUAAAGUCACAUUUUCUUUCGAAAACAUCAAGUUUAACCAUGUAUUGUCAGAACGCUGCUGGUGUGCUACUGGUGGCAGGAUAGAUUCUAAUUCUGUGUGGGACGGAGGCGCAGCAGCUGUAUUCUGCCCAGUGCGCUGCUGCGUGUCGGCACUGUGAGAUCUGUGCUGGUCUGGCUCACCAGGGACGGCUGCUUAAAGUCUCCCUUUCCAUUGGCUGCCCUGGUGAAGCAGAGAUCAGUGCGGAUUUUGAGUGAAGAUUUCUGUAACGUGUUUCCUCUUGCUGUGUACAGUAGUUAAUAAGUCAUAAACAAUCUACAGUUAAAACAGAUUCAGAUGUCAACAAUGGAGAAAACGGUUUCUUAUGCAACAUUAUUCGAAGCCUUUUUCAAGGCCAAAGGUCCUUACAAAUUAUUUCUGCUGGAUUAUGUUAAACUUACGAACUGUUUCUGGUAUUUAUAUAGAUCUUUUUGUUCUAUGGCCAGUGAUACUGCCAUGUGUGUACAUCCACAUCGGUUACAUUUAAUCAUGUUUUUUUAUCGGAUUCUGUACAUACAGUUGCUUAUCCUUAGAAUGAGCUUUUUCCCUGUGAAGCUGCUUUGUCUUGUCUGCGGUGGGGCUGUGGUGUCUUGCUGGUGUGCCGCAGGGCCGGGGGUAGAGGAAACCCAAAUACAAGCUCAGGACGAACAAGGCCAGAGCGCCGUCUGUCUGCCAUCAGCGUGGGCUGAAGCCGAGAGGAGGACGGGCGUUGACACCCAGAAACGGACCAAAUCGCUGUGCAGUGGGAGUCAUAUCUGUCCCUCUGGGGGAAGGCCUGGAGCUUGGUGUUCGACUGCUGGGCCCAGCUGGGACUGCUGGGCCGAGGGGCUUCCAGUCUGUCCCCCCCCCCCGGGUGCAAACUGAUUCCCUGGGUCUCAUUACUGACGAGACUGGACAUUAAAUAUUUUAAUUUCGGGUCGUUCAGUUGAUUUGAGCGACCAUGUCUGAGGUGUGUGUGAGGCUCAGACACAGCCCAGUUCGUUGGCGGAUCCCAGCAGCUCCCGUUUCCUGGGGUCUCAUUUCCCUGGAGCGUCUUUGUAUUCCUGCUGCUUUUCUGUUGAGCUGUCGGCUUUUCCCAAUGCUCCAGUCUCCCCCAUGGACAAGGGUGUAACGAGCCCCCUGUGUCAGCUCAAGAACUCCAGGGAGGCUGUAACCCUCUCUUAAUGUCUGCACAAACAUGCUCUGUCCUGUAAAUGUAUUUCUUCAGUGUUGCCCAUCAGAGCUCUCCUGGCCUGACAGGAACUCGACCGCCAGGGGCUGCAGCAGAGCCGAGCGGCCGGGAGUCUCGGAUUCCGCUGCUCCAGCACAGAGCUUCCCUCAGUCAUCAUCGGUCUGUUUUCAUCGGACACCUUUCUUUCUAGAUGUUUAUUUUAACAUGAUGGCAGUCCAGCAAAGCUGUUCUUAAAAAAAAAAAGAUACCUUAAAAGAAAGAUUAUCUAUGGCUUUAAUAAGUGUUAUGUGUAUUUUGUGAAAGCCAUCAAAGAGGUAUAUAUGUUUUGUAAGAUUAUAUACAUACCAAUGCGCAUAUAUACAGUAUACGUGUAGUCUGUGUGAAUAUGGAAGUAAGUGGAUGUAUUUCUGAAAUGGAAAGUUGAGGUACUGUAAUACAAACGGCUGUAAUUCUGGUGAGUGAGGGGAAUGCUUAUGGGGACACACUGUCUCUCAUCUGUCUUUUCCAUUCUGUCAUGUUCUGCUGUCAAUGAUUUUUUUUUUAGUAAAUUGAGCAAGUGGCCAAUGUAUGUAAAUAAUAAAGUUUUUAUUGGUGCAAGA
Lepisosteus oculatus (spotted gar) is the source of this 6499-nucleotide messenger RNA. RefSeq names its product solute carrier family 1 member 5 (gene slc1a5). The record is from RefSeq and is a predicted model, not a curated record. Gene Ontology annotation, cellular component: plasma membrane. Gene Ontology annotation, molecular function: symporter activity; L-aspartate transmembrane transporter activity; neutral L-amino acid transmembrane transporter activity. Gene Ontology annotation, biological process: L-aspartate import across plasma membrane. Lineage: Eukaryota; Metazoa; Chordata; Actinopteri; Semionotiformes; Lepisosteidae.